Molecule: messenger RNA, 1572 nt
Organism: Camellia sinensis
Lineage: Eukaryota; Viridiplantae; Streptophyta; Magnoliopsida; Ericales; Theaceae
Source: RefSeq, a predicted model, not a curated record
AUGGUUCACGGUCAUUCUACUUCUGUUUUAUUUGAUUCUGGUUCUACCCAUUCUUUUGUGUCGAAACUAUUUGCUCCUAAUCUAGAUAAACCUGAAGAAGUAUUAUCUUAUAUAUUGUGUGUGUCCUCACCCUUGGGGGAUUCUAUGAUUUGUACCUCUGUAUAUGUUGCUUGUGAACUUCACCUUGGGGAUAUUCGGGUAUAUGCCAAUCUGUUACCUCUCGACAUGAUGUGUUUUGAUAUUGUACUGGGAAUGGGUUGGCUGAGUGAACAUGGUGCACCUAUAAAUUGUUUGAUGAAGCAAGUUAAUUUCCACCCUCCGGGUCAUGCAGAAUCUACAUUUCAAGGACAGGAGGUGACUUCCCCACCGUAUUUGGUUUUUGCAACAAGGGCAUGUAGGUUAAUUCAGAAAGGGUGCCGAGGGUAUUUGUGUUGUGUUUUGGAAGAGCAAAUAUUGAAUGAGGGUACUGACGUAAUUCCAGUUGUUCGUGAAUUUCUAGACAUUUUUCCAGAAGAGUUACCAGGGCAAUUGAUAGACAAGGAAAUUGAAUUUACAAUUGAAGUGGCACCGGGAAGUCAACCCAUUUCGAAGACUCUGUAUAGAAUGUCACCAGUUGAGAUGAAGGAAUUGAAAAUGCAGUUGCAAGAGUUACUGGACAAGGGAUUUAUCCAUCCGAGUGUGUCUCCGUGGGGUGCACCAAAUGUAGAAGCUCAUGAGAACCGUCUUCGCUUGAUCCUGCAAACCCUCCGGGAGAAGAAACUGUAUGCAAAGCUGAAGAAAUGUGAAUUCUGGCUACGAGAAGUGGCAUUUUUGGGGCACGUUAUUAUGGAGGAAGGAGUUUCCGUCGACCCGUACAAGAUUGAAGCAAUUGUGAAAUGGCCAACUCCUACUAACGUGACUGAGGUGCGUAGUUUUAUGGGGUUAGCUGGCUAUUACAGGAGAUUUAUUCAAGAUUUUUCUAAGAUUGCUGUGCCACUUACACAACUGACUCGAAAGGGAGUUACAUUCGAAUGGUCAGAAGAGCGGGAAUCUGCCUUCCAGGAAUUGAAGACAAGGUUGACAACAGCGCCAGUUUUGGCUUUGCCAUCCGGUACAGAAGGAUUUAUUCAUUAUCAUCCUGGUAAAGCCAACACAGUUGCAGAUGCGCUCAGUCGGAAAAAUAUGGGGAUUUCGGCAGAUAUGGCAAGUAUGGUUACAGGACAAAAGGACUUGGCAAUUGAAUUGGAUAAGGAAGAAUUGAACCUUGUGUUACAUGGUCAAAAAGCCCUAAUAGCAGCGAUAGUAGCACAACCAACCUUACUUGAAGAGAUUAAAGUGCGCCAAAUGGAAGAUGAAACUUUGAGGACGAUACAUGAUGAGUUCGAAACAAAACCAAAACCGGGAUUCGGUGUAGUAGAUUCAUAUAACACCAUAGUUUCAGACGAUUUGGAUAUCCCCCAAGCGCUCUGGAUCCGUGUCAGAAGGCUUUGCAAAGCCGGAGAUCUUGUUAGGACACAACCCGCGUUUACUUCGCUCCCGUCGGUUACUAGACGAAUGGAGGUCAAUGUGGUUAAGAAAGAUGACCCGAGCUAA